Molecule: messenger RNA, 1788 nt
Organism: Aspergillus mulundensis
Lineage: Eukaryota; Fungi; Ascomycota; Eurotiomycetes; Eurotiales; Aspergillaceae
Gene: ptcF
Product: type 2C protein phosphatase ptcF
Exons: 3
Coding region: 1-1788 (595 amino acids)
Biological process (GO): protein dephosphorylation
Molecular function (GO): protein serine/threonine phosphatase activity
Source: RefSeq, a predicted model, not a curated record
AUGCGUCGUGCAACUAUUCAAGCGCUCCGUACUGCUCGUCGUGCACCAGUAUGGCGGGUUGGCGGUAGGAAACCGAGCAUAUCGUUUACAGGCUGCCCGUCUCUUGGUCUCCGAUCUUACUCCACGCCUAAGCUUUCUGCUACCCUCCAGUCCUCCAUGCAUCUUCGAACCUUCUCUGUUGCAGCAGUAUCGGCAGUAGUCGCAUCCGGAGCUUGGUACGCUUAUCAAGGCGGCUCCCAGACACCAGCAGCUGCCGGUACGUCCUCGCAGAUCCGAGCAUUCACGUCGAAUGCCCAUGCCGAACACCCCACGGAAACGGCGCGCCGUGCUCUUUUAGUGGAUAACGACCAAUUCUAUACAGCGACGCUUUCAGGAGAGAAGCCAUUGCAGAAAAACACUGACGACUCCGAUCGCCGACUCCUAGAGAUGCUAACGCCCGAACAAGCAACGCAGAAGCUGAGGAAGAACGAGGAAUCAUACUUGGUGAAUCGGGGCAAGGGAGUCGUCCGAUAUGAUGUUGUUCAGGUCCCGAGCAACUCUCCCAUCGAAGAUGACCAUGCAGAGAAGAUAGUUGAGGUACCUGCGUCCAAUUCCGCGGCCAACGAAGGCCAAUCCAGCAGUGACUGGAUGUUUUGGGCAGUUUUCGAUGGCCAUUCUGGCUGGACAACUUCUGCCAAAUUGCGCAAUGUCCUCAUUUCCUACGUCGCCCGCGAGCUGAAUACUACAUAUAAAUUGGCGUCGGCGGACCCUUCGCUAGUGCUACCAUCAUCCAUAGCAAUAGAUGCCGCUAUCAAGGAAGGUUUCGUUCGUUUAGAUAAUGACAUCGUCCACGGCAGCGUCAAGGAGGUUUUCAAGUCCAACUCGCGCCGCGCUGCAGCCGAAUUGCUUGCCCCCGCUCUGUCCGGCUCCUGCGCUCUCCUCGCGUUCUACAACUCGCAGACCCAGGACCUGAAGGUGGCCUGUGCAGGCGAUUCCCGUGCCGUCCUCGGCCGUCGCGGAGAGAACGGCAAAUGGACAGCAACGGCGCUUUCAGAAGACCAGACGGGCGGCACGCCCUCUGAAAUGAAGCGCUUGCGUGAGGAACACCCCGGCGAGCCGAACGUUGUCCGCAACGGACGUAUCCUCGGUCAACUAGAGCCUAGCCGUUCUUUCGGAGAUGCUUUUUACAAGUGGAGCAAGGAAACGCAGGACAAGAUCAAGCGCCAGUUCUUCGGCCGAACCCCACACCCCCUCCUGAAGACACCCCCCUAUGUCACCGCCGAACCCAUCAUCACAACGACCAAGGUCGAACCCAGCCAAGGCGACUUCCUCGUUCUCGCAACAGACGGCCUUUGGGAAAUGCUUAGCAACGAAGAAGUAGUGGGCCUGGUCGGGCAGUGGAUCGAGGAGCAGAAAGCAGCAGCUGGAGCUGGUACCGGCAACAAGAGCUGGAUCCGGAGCCUCUUCAGCUCCCAACCUACCCAGCUACCUGUAGAAACACCAAAAGAAGCCAGCACUGACGGACAACGCCGCCCAAUCCGCCAGCAGCAAUACGACAUCUCGGGCGCUGCUAGCCGCUUCGUCGUUGAAGAUAAGAACGCAGCCACUCAUCUUGUUCGCAACGCCAUGGGCGGAAAGGACAAGGACAUGCUCUGCGCCCUGCUCACCCUCCCUAGCCCCUACUCCAGACGAUACCGCGACGACGUGACCGUCGAAGUCAUCUUCUUCGGCGAAGGCGCCGACAGCCGCACGAUCUCCAUCAAUGAGGACGCCAGUGCGUCGGAGGAGAAAGUCAAGGCUAAACUAUGA